CACCUCUUGUGAAACGCUUCUACUUUCGCGCUAGCAAGUGCUGCGGUGCCCUGCCCUGCCUCAAACUCUCCACACUAUCUACUGCUGUGUGUGUGUGAGAGAGAGAGAGUGUGUCGGGACUGAUCGUGUUCCUGAACGUUUUGAAACUCCUCGCCUCUGGGAAGGUCCAACCCUCCAGCAGCGGCCAACCCAGGGGUGGAACAGAUGCAGCGAAAUUUGCCCGAACGGGAGGAGUCAUUGCGAAGGAGUCCCGCUCUCGCUCCAGUCCGCCCGGCCGCUGCUCGUCCGCGGCAGGGGGACAGGCACAGAGGUAGGUCUGUCAGUGGAGUGUCUCGGGCCGUUCCAGGGAUCCCAGAGCCCGACCAGGGAAAACUGGGUCUCAACCCCAAACGUCGGCCACUCCCCCCCCCCCCCGCCCCACCACCCCCGCAGAUGCUGCUCGACCCGCUGAGUUCCUCCAGCACCUUAUCUGCUGUCCCCGUCGAGGCUGGCGAAGCUGGAUAAAAUAUCGAAAAAGGGAGGAAUUUCGGGGUUAUUAGCGGAGGACUGGUGCAUCAAUGGCACAGUGUGGGCUAUGGACGUGAUGAAAUAUAACAUGGGUCAAGAUGUCAACAUGACGACGCUCCAUCAAGGCCACGUGAAGGCCACCAUUGGUGGCCUGGACAACUCCAGCCUGCCACCAGUGAACAGUUCUCAACUGUACGCCGCCCAGCCGGUCAGGUCCAUGGCCAUCCCCAUCUUCUCAAUGACGCUGGGGGCCCUGUCCAACAUCAUUGCCCUCUUUAUUCUGGUCAAGAACUACACCAGGUUCCGCCGGAGAUCGAAGGCAACAUUCCUGCUCUUUGCCAGCAGUCUGGUACUGACUGACUUCGCCGGGCACGUCAUUCCCGGCGCUUUGGUCCUCCGAUUCUACUCUGGAGAGGUGGACAGUGACAGCCCCACGUGCCAACUGCUGGGGGGCAGCCUGGUCUUCUUUGGCCUUUGCCCGCUCUUCCUUGGUUGCAUCAUGGCUGUGGAGCGUUGCGUCGGCAUCACCAGGCCCCUCCUGCACUCGGCGCUGGUGACCUCCACCAGGACUAAGAUGGUCGUCGCCAGCCUGUGGGUACUGGCUGGCAUCGUGGCCACCCUGCCCUUCUUGGGUGUUGGCAGGUACAGCAUCCAGCACUCGAAAACCUGGUGUUUCAUCAACGCGGGCUCCCAGGGCAACUGGACGGACGACGGCUUCGCCAUGCUCUUCUCGUUCCUCGGAGUGAGCACGCUGGUUGUCUCCCUGAUCUGUAACACCAUCAGCGGAGCGUCACUCAUCCAGGCGCGAAUCAAGAAGAGGAACUGCAAUCGAAGGGCAAAGUCACAUGACAUUGAAAUGGUCGUCCAGUUGGUGGGGAUCAUGAUGGCUUCGUGUAUUUGCUGGAGUCCUCUCCUGGUAUAUGUGUCCAUCACCCGCAUCCAGAACUGCAAGGAGUAUGCUUGGUUAAGCUUACUUGGGGUGAGGAUGGCUUCCUGGAACCAGAUCUUGGAUCCCUGGGUCUACAUCCUGCUGCGCCGGGCAGUCCUGAGGAAAAUCUACCAGACCGUCUUAAGAAAGACGGAUAUCAACAAGAGCAAGUUCGACCGGUGGGAGAUCAGCUCCUUCCAGAGCUCUGAUCGAAGUGUGGUCAAGAAGUUUUGAAGGGAAACUGUGCUUGACCUUCGGAAGAGGUUGCUGUACAAGGUGGCCACCUGGAUGUGAUUCAGUUUGGGUACGGUUCGGUGGGAGCACUCAGGAAGGCCGUCGAGGAAAUAGCGCACAGCGGGAGCUGGGAUUUGGCACUGGGGGAGAUGCGCAGGAAAGGAUGACAUUGAUGUCACUUCCUGCAGAUGAGGUUUGGUCUCGCCCCAGGACAGAACCAAUCGGGAGCUGAGUGACACCGGAGAGUGCUGCGGACGUGACAAUUGGGUUUAAGAGGUAAUUGGGUGGAAAGAGUCAGGGUGAAACCAUCCCAUUGCGGACUAACACAUCACGCCAGACUGACCCACCACUUAAGGAGACCUCUCUCCCUCUGGCCCCCAGGUUGCGACCACAGAGAAAGACUGAUCUUUGCGUGAACAGAGAUGUUGGAGGUGGGAUGUCGAAGUGUGGUUCAUGUUUCAGCAUAAAUUUUAUUCAAGAAGCAAAAUAUUAUCCUGCUGUUCGACAAUGCAAUUCCAAUCACAUAUACCAUAAGUGAGUCAGUGGACACCCUCUCCAGAACAUGGCCUUGGAAGAGAGGCAGGCGGUCCAUCACACUCUGGGUGGGCCACAGCCUGGGGCCAUUAGUAGUCACCUCACCCUAGCCCAGGAGCAGUGCAACUUGAAGGACUCCUGAUCUGCCCUUGUCCUCUCCCUGCGAUGCCAAAGCAAUGGGACAAGGAAGGCCGGCAGAUGUUGAGGAACAGCCCCAUGGGCGAAUGGAAGGAGUUCUAGGGUGAUUGCUGGUUAGUGAUGGGGGGAGAUAUCACAUGGCUUCCACCUUGUCUGAUCUUGCACGCUGAGGUUAACUGGCUGAGACUCCAGUCUCGGGCCUGGUCAUACUCACGGCCUGGCUCGGUGACGCUGGGUUCCAACUAUUUCAGAACGUGAGAAAGAGAGGCUGUUUUUCCCCUUAAUCCCCCAACACCUUUCCGUAAAGAUCAUAGCCAAUCCUUUGCCUCAUCCGUCCCAUCCCCUGGCCCGAUUGUCUCAAUGGCCAAACACCUAUCAGCGUUAAUAUACGAGUGUCCAAAGCCCUCUGGAGAAGGAAAUUCCACAACACUCUGAGUGAAGAAGUCUCUCCCCAUCCAGUUUUUCCUGAGACUGUAUCCUCUGUUUCUAGUCUCUCCAUCCAUGGGAAAAAACCUCUUGGCAUCUCCUUGUCAAUCCCUCUUGGAAGUUCCGAACCCUAACCUCUCAUUCAUCUAAACUUCAGAGAGCACGGGCCAUUCCACUCAACCUCUCCUCAGCCCAUCCCUGAAUUCCAUCUGCUAGAAAGCUUUCCUGGUGGGAAUUAACUUCUUAGGAGAAGGGAAGGCUUAUCGGGCUUCCUUGGAAAUAAUCUUCUGGUGACUGGUUUGUUGCUGGUGAGUCCACAGCUGUGUCAGGAUCUAGUGCUGAGGAACAGAAAACUGAGAUGCAGAAAGUUGUCCUCAGCCACGUGUCCAAACAUAUUACGUAGUAACAUGGUACAGUGCACUCGCUUUGUAAGUGAAGUCACUAAUAAACCCAACAGGAUAUUCAGAAGAACCUCCUCUCUCCCAGAGAGUGGUGAACAUUGGGCCUCCACAGGAAUGGUUGAGCCAAAGAUCCGGGGAAGCUAGAUUACAUGCAAGAGAGGAAGUUUAUGUUGUUAGGCUCGGAUGGGAGGAAGCUGAUGUUGAGCACAAACACAAGCACAGGCAGGAUGGGCCAAAUGGCCUACUUCUGUGGCUGUUAACUGAAACUCAGACAGGGGUUCUCUUGCUAUAAAAAGAAAGAGGCGGGGUAAUGUUCACAUUGGGAUGUAUCCCAGAACCACAACAUCAUUGCCUUUGUUUGUCAGUGAGAUGCCCUUUGUGCAUCUCUUGAUUUGUUGGUGACCUUCAGGUUGUGUUGAAACCAAAUGUCCUCCACCUUCCACUUUGGACGUUUGUUUUCACUCAUUUUUUGGGGUUUGGGUGUGUCUGGCUGGCACUGAUCGCCCAUCCCGAGUUGCCCUUGAGGAAGUGGCACUGAGCUGGCUUCCUGAACGGAUGAUAUGCUUCCACUUUGGCGGUUCCAGGAUGAAGUCCAGUCCCGCUGAAGUGAUGUUUCCAAGUCAGGGGAGGCGCAUGAACUGGGGGGAGCGGUGCCCCCCAUGCCUCUGUUGCCUUUGCCCUUCUUGGUGGUCGACGUCACAGGUUUGGGAGGUGCUGUCAGUGUUGCCUGGGGGUGGUUCAGCUGCAGCUAGAGCGAUACUAUGAAUGAGUACAUUGUGCUGUGUUGAGAGACCUUCCCAGUUUGAUACUGGCAUGGGAAGGGUUAAGUCCUUAAAGAAACAUUUAAGACCAGUGGUCACAGCAUGAACCUGGGCUCACUUUAUGUCAGAGAGUUAUAGAACAUAGAAAAGUACAGCACAGGAACAGGCCCUUUGGCCUACAAUGUCUGUGCCGACCAUGAUACCAAAUGAAACUAAUCUUAUCUGCCUGCAAAGGAUCCAUAUCCCUCCAUUCCCUACAUAUUCACGUGUCUAUCUAAAAACCUCUUAUACACCACUAUCAUAUCUGUUUCCACUACUACCCCUAGCAGCCUAUUCCAGGCACCCACCACUCUGUGUAAAAAAACUUACCCCACAUAUCUCCCUUAAACUCUCCCCCCUCACCUUAAAUGUAUGUCCUCAGUACUUGAGAUAUUCACCCUGGGUAAAAGAUUCUGGCUGUCUACCCUAUCUGUGCCUCUCAUAAUUUUAUAAACUUCUAUCAGGUCUCCCCUCAGCCUCCAACACUUCAGAGAAAACAACCCAAGUUUGCCCAACCUCUGCUUAUAGCUCAUACUCUCUAAUCCAGGCAGCAUCCUGGUGAACCUCUCCUGUACCCACCCUUCCAUGAUGGUUGUGGGACUUGAGCUGACGGAGAGGUUGAGAUGGUAAGCAAAGAACCCGCCUACUCUCUCGGGGAAUGCACCAGAUCCCAUGGGAACACUUUGAAGAAGAGCAUGGGAGAUCUCGCUGGCAUCAACCAAUAUCUUCCAGAUGUAGACUGUCCAUGAUUACCACACUGCUGUUUGCGGAAAGCUUGCUAGGCACUUAUUGUUACAUCAGCAGCUGCACUUUGCUGUUGCAAAACUCUCUGUAAGGCAACUUCCAUCCUUUUACUAAAGUAGACAUGUUCCCUGCAGAGGGCCAGAUACAAAAAAAACUUCAAAAGAGCACUGUUUACUACAAAAUUCCAAAUACGUGAAGAGUCAACACGGUGACGCAUCACGUGAAGGGGACACGUCUUCAACUGUGACAGUUGUUGACAAUGAACUCCUUAAAUCAUUGCACUUUAUUUCACAAGAGUAGCACUUAGAAUGAAAUAUCUAUAUUUGCUACUAUCUCAGUACUGUUUAUCUGUGUUGAGUUGUCCAGGAAUGCAAAUAAUAACUUCAGCUGAAAGAAUUUAAAGAAGUAUCUAUGAAAAAUGAAUAUAUUUAAGAAUUAUUAUAAAUGUUUUUUAAAGAAAUAUAUUGUGCCAUGUAUUUUUGUAUUGUGGGCUGUUUAGUCAAUGCUUCAAUGUGAUUAAAUAAAAAUAGACUUUCAUCAGCA
Messenger RNA from Pristis pectinata (smalltooth sawfish), 5255 nucleotides. RefSeq names its product prostaglandin E2 receptor EP1 subtype-like. The coding region runs from base 575 to 1669 and encodes 364 amino acids. NCBI's taxonomy places the organism in Eukaryota, Metazoa, Chordata, Chondrichthyes, Rhinopristiformes, Pristidae. Gene Ontology annotation, cellular component: plasma membrane. The record is from RefSeq and is a predicted model, not a curated record. Gene Ontology annotation, biological process: positive regulation of cytosolic calcium ion concentration; inflammatory response; adenylate cyclase-activating G protein-coupled receptor signaling pathway. Gene Ontology annotation, molecular function: prostaglandin E receptor activity; thromboxane receptor activity. The transcript is spliced from 3 exons.